AUGGAAGAAAAGCUUUCUUCAGGCAUUGAGUACGGCUUUUUAGGAAUGGCAGUAUGCAUUAUUUAGGUAAUUUCCAGCUUCACUUGCUUACCCAGCUAUUAUAAGAUCUGCAGCUUUUUUUAUUAAUCGCAAACAAAAUUUAAUAUAAUUAUUCUAAAAUAAAUAUUAAUUAUAAAUCUUGUAUCAAUCUACAUAAUAAUUAUUUUUACCUUAGUUGCUGAGCUAGUAAGAACUGAUUUCAACUUUGCCUUUGCACUACUUUGCUACUACUUGUGGCACAAUGCCAAUGCUAAAGAAGAGGAUAGAGAAAGCAUCGGCAAAAAAUUGAUCCUUCUCAAUGCAGCGCUCGCAGUGCUAGACUUAAUAUGGCUAAUUACAAUGGGAAGUGUAUGGUCAAGCACCCCUGAAAAAAAUCAAGAUUUAUGGGAUGAGCUAUCCGGGAUCCAUUCCUUCGCAUUAUUUUUUUCCUGGAUCAAUUGGCUAAUCAGAGCUGCCAUCAUUGGAGCACUAGUUUACAUGUUUAAAGAAAUCGUGAAGAACCCAAAGAGCUUGAUUUCUGGAGAAGCAGGAUAUGAUAUGGGCUCGAUUAAUCCUAACUAA
Molecule: messenger RNA, 600 nt
Organism: Blepharisma stoltei
Lineage: Eukaryota; Ciliophora; Heterotrichea; Heterotrichida; Blepharismidae
Source: the annotation of a GenBank genome assembly